AUGAUUUUUCAAUAACUAAAAAUUACUUUACCUCCAAUUGGUGCUUAAGAAAUCGAAUAAUCAAUAUAGAAAAGAAUGGGAGACUGUUUAGAGACAUAAUUAGGUUUUGAAUAUGAGCCUUUCACGUUUCAAUAUUUAGAAUUACACCCCGAUUUGGUUACUAUUAAAAAUCAAGUAUACAAACUUAUAGUUAUAUAUGCAGAAAAUCGAACAUCAUCAGAUUGAGGACUAAUAACAUGUAUAAACAGCACUAGGAUGCUUUAGUAAAGAAAAUAAGAUACGCUUAUACUUAAGUGAAAACAUCCAUGUUUUGCAACGAUUAGUGAUAAUAAUGGUCAUUGUAAAUACUAUAGCAUUCUGUUUAUAUGACUAUUAAAUUAGAGAGAGUGGAAAUAAUCUAAGUUACAGGAACAUAGCUUCAAUAAUAAUUGAAACAAUAUGCAAUGUUUUUUUUGGGAUUGAAAUAAUAAUUCAGUGUAUUUGUUAUGGAGCAAUUUUGGGAAAGGGAACAUAUUUAAGAAAUAUUUGGAGCUGUUUGAAUUUUCUGACUUUUGUUUGUACAUGGUCUAUUUAUUUAGAUUAGUCAAAUACAUUCAUUUAAUUGUUAAGAGUUAUUCGUUUAUUAAGAUUAGUGAGACUUCUAUAGGAGAUUCAUUAUUUUAGAGAACAAGUAGAAACUUUUUUUUCAUGUUUUUUGACAAUUCAUACAAUUAUAAUUCCAUUAGUGAUAGUAAUUUUUGGAUUUUCCAUAAUUGGAUUGCAUUUGCUUAGAGGAGUAACAGGACGUAGAUGCUCUAAAGAUGGAAUCAUUGAUUUAAGCAUUAGAAAUUUAUGUGGUGAAUGGUAAUGUCCUGAUGGGUAUAUAUAUUUCAAUAUAAAGUUAUGAGUGUAUUGACAAUUAUCAUUCUGAAGACUUAAAUUAUUUAGACUUUUAUUAUGGUUACUAUAAUUUUGAUACUAUAUAUGAUUCAUUUCUAAGUGGAUAUAUGUUUUUUAAUGCUACAGGUUGGUCUCCUACAACUUUCUAUUUUUGGAAAGCUGUAACUCCUCCUGCUACUGCAAUUUAUUUCAUAUUUAUGCUUUUCAUUUUGUAUUUGAAUUAUUUAAUUUAGACACUAUACUUUAUCUGAUUUAUUAUUAGCUUCUUUAUAUGAAUCGUUUGUUAUUAGUAGUGCCAUUAAAAAUAGUAUCAAAUCUAAUAAAUCUGAAUUAUUUACUUAAAGAAGAAGAACAGUUACUUUAGUUAAUAAUUAAAACAAAGCUUAGAUUAACUUUCACAAAUUACAUAUGAUUACUUAAAUUUCAUCUUAAAAUAGAACAAAUCUUGUAACUCCUGCUGAAAUAUUAAGGAAUGAAACGAUAAAAUAAAAAGAUGAAUCUUGGAUUAUUACAAGAAUCAAAUAAUUUGAUUAAAUUUUCAUCGUUGCAUCAACAAUCAUAUUAUGUUUGGAUUAAGUAGAAAAGCGGCAUCCUAAGGAGUAUUAUGCAGAUAUGGUUAUGAAUUUCUUUUUAAUUAUUUUAACUAUUUUAAAAUUGAUUUUUUUUAAGAAAUCAAGGAAAAAAUUAUAUAUCAUUGUAGAUGUAAUCUUAUCACUUGCUUUAAUAAUAGUCAUUAUUUUAGAAUUUUUAAGCUUUUAAAGCAAUGUAUUUAUAGUUAUAAAAGCAUUUAAAGCUUUUAGAUUAAUAAAAUUAAUUUAUAAAUUAGAAUACUUUGGAGUUAUUAGAUUAUUACUUAGAUGUCUAAUUGAAACAAUAAUCAAAAUUAGACAUCUUAUUAUAUUAUGGGUUAUCUUUGCAUUUUUAAUUUCAAUUAUUGGUUAAGAAUUGUUUGCUCAUUAUGUUAAAAGAACAGAUGAGAUUGAAAUUCAUUUUAAUGGUAUUGGAAAUUCAUUAAUGGCUGUAUUUAAUAUUUUUUAUGCAGAAGAAUGGCAUGUAACUAUGUAUUAACAUGCACUAUAUAAACCUGCUUCAUCUUUUAUUUUUUUUUUGAUAGUAUUUACUUUAUCACAUACUCUUUUUAUGAGGUUAUUAAGAGCUUUAUUUUUAAAUGAAUUUGGAAAGAAAUUGAAUGAAUUAGAUCAAAAAUACCCACAAACAGAUUAUUUAUAAAGAGGAUGGUAGUUUAUAAAAAAAUAAUGUUUCUAGUAAGAAUCUACAACUUCGUAAUCAUAAUCUUAAAAUGAAGAUGAUUCAAAAGCUCCUCUUUAAGAUAUUAAUCCAAAUGGAACUAAACUUAAAAAUAAUGCUAUUUAAAUAAAUGUUUCAAAAUAUUAAAGAAUAGUAGAAAAUAAAUUAUUUAGAAUUUUUAUUCUAGUUGUUGUAACUUUAAGUGCAGUGAAAAGUGCAGUAUAAAACCCAUUAACAGAUCCAGAAAGUGAAGAGAAGGUAAUUAAUCUAUUAAUUUUAGAUGAUACUAGACAUAAUACAAUAUAUUACAACUGUAAUCUUUAUGAUAGAAUUGGUUUUGAAUUGUUUAGCUUAUGGAAUAGUAAAAUUCAUAAAUUAAUCAUUUCUAAACAUCAUAUCAAUAAUUAAUAUAAUCGUGAAUUUUAUAUCAAUAGGAUUAGGCAAUCCUGCUUUGUUUAUUUUAACUCUUUUUGACUCUCUAAGAGUAUUGGCAUUUUUAAAAACUGGGGCUGAUUAAUAUCCAAUAUUAAAAUAAGCUCUUCAAGCUUUAUUUAAUGCAUUUACUAAGAUGAUUUAAUUAGCACUAUUUAGCCUUCUAAUUUUAUUAAUGUACAGUAUUAUAGGUAUGUAAUUACUUAAUGAUGAAUUCUAUUAUUGCAGCUUUCCUGAAGGUAAUUCAGCAGAUGCUCAUUUAAAAUCAAAAAUCGAUUGUUUUGAUUUAGGAGGAAAUUGGAUUAAUAGAACUCUAAACUUUGAUAGUUUAUUUUAAUCAAUAAAUAUUUUAUUUUGUGUAGCAACUUCAGAAGAAUGGAUUCCAUUGAUGAUACCUGCAUGGUCAGCUUCAGGGAUAGACCAUUAACCACAUCAUGAUACAAAUCGAUAUUGGUCAAUUUAUUAUUAAAUGUUUUUCUUUAUUGGAAACACCUUAGUUUUGGGAAUGUUUGUAACUUUAGUAGUUGAAACUUAUAUAAAAACAAGAGAAGAAUCAUGUAAUGAUAUUUUAUGUAUUUAUUAUAGAAAAUCUCCACUUGUUAGAUGACAAAUAAAGAGAAUGGUUUUAGAUUAAGGAAUAAAUAUUACAUUUAAAGCCAAAGAAGAAAUUUAAACCUCCCACUAAUUUGCUAUUGAAUGCUUUAUAUAGAUUAUAUUAGUUUCUAUAGAUCCCAUUUUUAAUUGUAAUCCUAAGCAAUAUCAUUAUCCUUAGUUUAUACUACGCAAGAAUGGAUAAUGAAUUUGAAUAAGCUUUAGAUACAACUAAUCAAGUGUUUAUCUUUAUUCAACUUAUUGAAAUACUUAUAAGUAUUGUUUAGGUAACUGAUUACACAUUUAAGAUAUAUGAAAUUUGUGGGAUUAUUUUAAGUGUAGUUUCUAGUUUUUUAGAUUAUCAUAUUCUUCAUGUUGUAGCAGUUGCAUUUUAAGUAACUAGGAUAUAUAAACUAACUUAACACUUCAAAACAAUAUAACAUCUAUUUCAUGCAAUAUUUGCUGUCUUACCAAAUACAGCAUCAAUGCUUCUAAUAAUGUUAGUAGUAUUAUAUUGUUAUACAAUUGUUUCUUGUGAUUUAUUCGCUUAUUUACGUCCCUAACAAGCAGUAAAUGGAUUUGAUAUGCACUUUAGGGAUUUCUGGGGGGCCCUUAUGACUUUAAUUAAAGUAUCAUCAGGUGAGAAAUGGUGGAUAGUUUUGUAAGAAACAGCUUUAUAGUAAUCACCUGCUGUAGCUUGCAUGAAUAUUGAAUCAUAUGCUGAAUUUUCAAUAGUAGGAUUUAAUGGAUGUGGAUCCAAUCUUACUUAUCCAUUUUUUAUUUCAUUCAUUCUUGUAUUUUCUCUAAUGAUCCUAAAUCUUUUGGUAGCAAAUAUUAUAGGAGCAUAUGAAUAAUAUCAUAAAAGUGAAUAGAGUGCAAUUUCUAAAUAUUAAUUAUUAGAUGUUAUGGAAUAGUGGGCAUAAUUUGAUGAAAAUGGAGAAGGUUUUAUAAGUUAUAAACUUUUUUGGAGAUUAUCAUCUUAAAUUGCCAUAAUUUUUGGUUUAGAAUAAUCAGAUUUACUAGAUGUCAAUAAUAAAAAGAAAUUCUUAAAGGCUUUGAAAAUUCCCAUUUAUGAACUAGUAGAUUCUAAUGUCCUUUGUUACAGGUUUCAUGAUGUGAUAGUUAGUUUGACUAGAAUUUCAGUUACUAUUAAAUAUGGAGUUGUCAAUUUAGAACCUGAAGACAAAGAUAUAUUUUCUAAGGUUUAUGGUAAUAAACAUUCCCAUAUUGAACCUAGAUUUAGAGAAACUCAAUUAAAUAGUGGAGAUAUGGUAUAUAUAUAAUUUUUAUAAAGGUUUCUAUUAUUUUUAUUUAACAGAAGUUUAGAGAAUGGAAGUAAAAAUCUCUUUUAAAAAAUACUAUCAUCUUAGGUGGAAUAGGAGAUUAUAGAAGUUUAAUUAAAAUCAAAUCUAAAACACUAAGUGAAAAAAUACAUGAGUAGAUGAACAAUGAAAAUUGA
Molecule: messenger RNA, 4609 nt
Organism: Paramecium sonneborni
Lineage: Eukaryota; Ciliophora; Oligohymenophorea; Peniculida; Parameciidae
Source: the annotation of a GenBank genome assembly